Messenger RNA from Uloborus diversus, 1506 nucleotides. RefSeq names its product HORMA domain-containing protein 1-like. The coding region runs from base 1 to 1506 and encodes 501 amino acids. The transcript has 17 exons. The record is from RefSeq and is a predicted model, not a curated record. Lineage: Eukaryota; Metazoa; Arthropoda; Arachnida; Araneae; Uloboridae.
AUGGCUUGUACUAAAGAUGAAAUUAUGUGUGAUUGGAGCACGAUCUUUCCUGACUUCUCGACAAUUGAAGGUUCUAAACUAUUCAUUAAAAAAAUUGUGGCUGUGUCAUUAUCAGCCAUCACGUACUAUAGAGGCGUAUUCCCCGAAAGAGCUUAUGGUGAAAGAAAAAUAGGAGGAAUAAAAGUUAAGGUACUGACGGAGGAUAGUGGAUUGGAAUCGGUCAGUUCUUUCAUCGAAUUAAUAAGAAGCUGCUACGAUGCCGUGGAUAAAAAAUAUCUUCAGCAGAUGAAGAUUGGGAUUUGCCGUGACCCAAAAAAUAAAAACGAAGUAAUUGAAUCCUACUGUUUGACGUUUCGAUAUUCGGAUAAAGAAAAUUCUAUCACUUGCAACAAGAAAAAGGUUUCAUCACUGACUUCAGACGAUCCUACAGUUCAGGCCACUCUUAUGAUGCUGAAGCAUAUACAUUCCGUCAAUGAGAUUCUGGAAGAUUUACCUAAAAAUUCAUUUCUGACAGUCAAGCUUCUUUAUUAUGACGAUGUCACUCCUCCUGAUUAUGAGCCGGAAGGAUUUGAACCUUCAACUUGUGAAAAAUUUACAUUCCCUGGGAAAGCUUUGAAGUUAUCCAUAGGGACAGUGGAAACACAGAUGUCUGGCUGCAAACUGCAUUUAAAAUCCGUCUUGGUUUCGAAUCCCAAGUUUGCUGAAGAAGCUAUCUUGCUGCACACCCAAGAACAGAACAAACAAAAAAUGAUAACAGGACCUGAAUAUGAAGAAGAAAGCAUUUCAACUCCAGAAACUGCAUCAGAUUUAAUUAAAUGCAUGAUUUGUAAGCAAGAUCAACAUAAAAUUUGCUAUGGCAUUUUAAAUGAUGAGGACAUUCCAGAGCAGUUUUACUGCGUCUAUUGUUUCACUUUUGAAGCAACGGAUACUCAAGCUCCUGACAUUAUAUAUUCAUCCAGACCCAAAGACCAGCAGAACUUAUGUGCAAUGAGAAGAGCAAUCUAUUUUGCUUCGAAACUGCCAUCUGUGUCACAGUGUACUUUUGAAAAAGAACUGGGCUUCAACAAGUUACGUGCAAAAACCUUGAUGGAACAGCUUAUUUCAGAAGAUAUUGUAACUAAAAUGAAUCGAAACAAAAAACAUCAAGUAAAUGAAGAAAAGCUGAAGAUAGGAAUGAUCAAAUAUUUUCCUAAUCAUGAAAACAAAGAAAAUAUGGACCAAACAACAGUGAGAAAACAAAACAAGCGAAAUACAUCGAGGUUGCAGAAGCUAAGCAUGAAAUCAACUCCUGAGGAACAACAACCCUCAGAUGAGGACGAAGAAGAAAUUUCUAAUGAAGAGGUCGAAGCUUUAGAAAUUGAUGAACCUGAGGAAAAGCAAUAUAACCAGAGAAAGCGAAAAUCAUUCCAAGAUGAACCAAAUGAUUCAGUGGAACCUCAACCAGGACGUGCGAUAGUUCUUGAAUUAACAUUUAUCUUGUGCAAUAUCAAGAAGAGCCAAAGUUAA